Messenger RNA from Oreochromis niloticus (Nile tilapia), 1084 nucleotides. Its product is annotated as ladderlectin-like. The record is from RefSeq and is a predicted model, not a curated record. Lineage: Eukaryota; Metazoa; Chordata; Actinopteri; Cichliformes; Cichlidae. Bases 355 to 861 code for a protein of 168 amino acids. The transcript is spliced from 2 exons.
UCCUGUUACAACUGUCGUCUUUCUUUAAUCAUUAUGCUGAAAAGGCCUUUGAUCAAACCAUUAACAUAGACUUACAUCAAAAACAGUCACGUUCUCCUGGAAGUACCAAGAAAACGUGACUGUUCAACAACUAUUAACUUUUUGGCAUGUGAUGUUUUUUUCUGGCUUCUGUUUAGUGUUAUUGUGUACAAUGGAAAACUUUGGUCCAUGUGGCCAAUGAUGUCACACCAGCAGUGAAAACACACUCUCACUCAGCUAUAAAAGAAAGCAGCUUCAACUCUGCAGAAAUCUGAACAUCCUGUACAAAGAAGCUUCAGCAGCUCCUCAUCACACUUUGAGACUUAAAGCUCCAACAUGAUCUUGCUCCUCUUCUUGUUCGGUCUGGCUCUGGGUGCUCCUUCUGAGUCUCCGUCUGAUGAAAAUGAAGUGAAGCUCCAACUUGUGAAGCUGCAGCAUGGAAACUGUCCCCCGUUCUGGUGGAGUUUCAGCAGCCGCUGCUAUAAGUAUGUAGCUACACCAAUGAGCUGGUCUGAUGCAGAGUUCCACUGUUUGUCACAAGGAGCCAACCUGGUGUCUAUCCACAACAUGGAGGAAGAGAUCUUUGUCAGAUCCCUGAUCGAGAUCUUCGAUCAUGCUCAGAGAGCCACUUGGAUUGGACUCAGUGACAUCCACAGAGAGGGCAGAUGGAUGUGGUCUGAUGGCUCUGUGGCACGCUUUUUUAACUGGAAAACAGGCGAGCCAAACAAUGAUGGAGAAGAGAACUGUGUUACAAACAACUAUCAUACAGUUAAGAAGUGGAAUGACUGGCCAUGCUCUUCUAGUUUUGCCUCUGUUUGUGUAAAACACAAAGUUUGUGCUUAGAAAUUAAUUAAAAUUAAUUACUAAUUCAGCACGGACAUGCUAUGGUGACAUGCAUGGGGCAUCACGAUACAGAAUCAAUGUAAACUUUUAUGUCUGUAUAUAAACAGCAAUUCACUGAACUUUAACAUGAAUGCCUUAAUCAAUCAUACUAAUCAAUUUACACGCCUCCUAAUGAGCUGAAAACUGAGAAUGUAAAAUAAUUUUGGUAACAAACAUGUUCUGG